AUGCUACUACUAUUAUCAUUAUUUUAUUUAUUUAAUCUGUCAUUUGCAUUUUCCAAAUUAUCACCAUUAGAAAUAGAUUUAGACCAAUGUUCAUUACCAACAAAAUUAAUUUCAUCAUCAUCAUCAAAUCAAAUAUGUAAAUAUAUUGAAAAAAAUUGUAAUACUAGUUAUUUUAAAAUUUCACAAAUUUUUUAUUGUAAAUAUAAUAAUUUAAUAUCAUUAAUAUUAAUAUCAUGUUUAAUAUUGAUUGUUUUAUGUUUAAUUUUAUUAUCAUUAAGUAUAUUAGUUUCAAAUUAUUUAUUUAAAAAUCUAAAUGAAUUAACUCAAAAAUUUGGUUUAAAUAAUCAAAUUUUAAGUUUCAUAUUGAUUCCCUUGACAAAUUCAUUUCCUGAUUUAAUUAAUUAUUUUAUUGUUUUAGAACUGGGGAAUUCAAAUUUAAUUAUUGGUCAAUUAAUGGGGAGUAUACUAAUAAUGUUUACUAUUAUAAUUGGAUUCAUAUCAAUUAUGAAUAAAAAUUAUAUCGUUGAACAACCUAAACUUUUGAUAAUAGAUUUAUCUUGGAUAUUGGUGGUGUUAAUUUUAUUUUCAUAUGUUUUAUCAGAUGGUAAAAUCACCAAAAUUGAGUGUCUUGUAAUGUCAAUUGUUUAUAUUUGUUAUAUCAUAUUCUUGAGUGUUUUUGAUAAAGAAAAAAUUAAAAAUUUCGAUGAAGAAUUGUUAAUUCAAUGUGAUGAUCAUGAACAUAUUUUAGAACAACCUUAUAAUAUUGAAGAUGCUUUGGACAUAAUAUCAAAUGAUGAAAGACAAUAUGGAUCUAUACAAAGUGUUUCAAGAACUCCCUCACCAAGAAACUCUCCAAGAUCUACUCCAUUAAAUUCAAGAUCUGCUUCACCUUUACCAACUCCAUUACCAACUAUUAUAUCAGUGAAAUCAAAUGAGAAUGAUUAUUUAUCUGUAAAUUAUAUACCAAAGGAUAAAUCACCUGUAACUACACCAUUUGUAUUAUCCAGAUCAUGUUCAUAUCAUCAACCGAAACCAAAACUACUUACUUUAAUUUUCCAAUACGUUUGUAAUUGCAUUGAUUUUGUGUUAAUAUUUUUGAUACCAUUUCAUAGAUGUAUUGAAAAUGAAGACUCAAAAUGGAAAUCACUGGUGAGGCAUAAUUCAUUAAUGAAAUUUUGGUAUUUUUUUGAGAUCCCAUUAUUAAUAAAUUAUCAAUUUUUCCAACUUAAUAUAAAUUAUGUAAUUUUGGGAUUAAUUGUAACUUUUCCAAUAGUAUUUACAUUUGAUUAUUUAAAACAUGAUCUUAAAAUUAUAUUUAUUUCAGUAUUAGGUAUUGUGACAAGUCUAAUUAUAAUUUCAAACAUUUCAAUUCAUAUUUUACAAAUUUUAAAAAAUUUAGGAUUAAUUUGGAAAAUUUCAGAUUAUAUAUUAGGAUUAUUAGUUUUUUCAAUAAGUAAUUCCAUUAAUGAUGUUAUUACGAAUAUAACAUUAGCAACAAAGAUUAAUCCAAUAUUAGGUAUAAAUUCAUGUUUAGGUACACCUUUAUUGAUCAUUUUAUUAGGAAUUGGUUUCAAUGGGUACGUUGUUAUACAACAAACUGGUAAAUCUAUAAAAUUUGAUUUAAAUUCAAGUGUUAUAUUAAGUACAACAUCUUUAAUAAUUACUAUAGUUUUUAUUUUAAUUUAUUUACCUUCAAAUCAUUGGAAUUUUGAUAGGAAAUUGGGGAUUGGGUUAAUUGGUUGGUAUUUUUUAAUUGCUUUUAUUAAUUUAUAUUUAGAAUAA
Molecule: messenger RNA, 1782 nt
Organism: Lodderomyces jiufengensis
Lineage: Eukaryota; Fungi; Ascomycota; Pichiomycetes; Serinales; Debaryomycetaceae
Exons: 1
Coding region: 1-1782 (593 amino acids)
Biological process (GO): transmembrane transport; intracellular calcium ion homeostasis; regulation of DNA-templated transcription
Cellular component (GO): membrane
Molecular function (GO): monoatomic cation transmembrane transporter activity; sequence-specific DNA binding; DNA-binding transcription factor activity
Source: RefSeq, a predicted model, not a curated record